AGAAUGACGAAUUUAUGUGUUUACGUUGGAUUACUGGUGACCGCGCUGGUGGCGGCCACCGAGGCUCAUCUAAAUCUGUUUCUCAACGUGAUAGAAGUCCAGAGAUUACUAGGACUCUCAGCAGAAAUCUAUUACGUCCGCGAAGGACAAGUCAACGCGUACGCUCUUCACUUUACCGUACCGGUUCCCGCCGAUGUGGAGGAGAUCUCCUUCACCUGGCAAAGUCUUGCCGAUCGACCACUGCCCUAUCGGAUCAACAUCGAUUCACCCGAUUCGAUCGCACUUCCUAAGCCUUCGAUGAACAUAUCCUGGCAGGGAGAAAUACCGGAACACAUCGAAACGUUCGCGAUUGGUUUGCGAUGCAGUGGACAAAAAUCGGCCGAAGUCGAUGUGACGAUCACGAUCGAGGUAACACUGGAUCGUAUGACGGGCAAUACAACGGAGUUGCUGUUCCGUCGGAAAAAAAUCUGUUUGAUGAGCGAACAUCCAGAUGCAACUCAACCGGACCCUUACUUGCUAGAGAAUGCAUCGAACGGACAAAACGGACUGAUCACCAUAAUAAUUGGAGGAAUUCUAGCGAUUCUCUUCGUCUCGAUCUUCAUCAUGAUCGCGUACUGUGUUCGAGGCUCGUUCAACAGAAAACCACACCACGCUCAGCCCAUCCGAACGUCCAGCUUCCAGCGGCUUCAAACACACGCACCAUCUGCACCCUCCUCGAUCGUAUCUCCUCCCUCGAUCGCACCGACGAUUGCAACCCUCUCAAGAAAUCGUAUCUACGCGAAUGCCGAACCAGAAGAACUUCAGCGCCGUAUCUCUGAGUUGACCGUACAGAGAUGCCGUGUGCGUCUGUCUAGCCUGCUCCAGGAAGGAACAUUCGGGCGUGUAUACCGUGGAAGCUAUAACGAUAGUCAGGAGGUGCUAGUAAAAACGGUCGGACCGCACGCGUCUCAGGUGCAGGUUUCCCUACUGCUACACGAGGGCAUGAGUCUGUACGGUGCACAACACCCCGGAAUCCUCUCCGUAUUGGGUGUAUCGAUCGACGAUCACACCGCUCCAUUCCUGCUCUAUCUGGCUCCGGAAAAUACGCGCAAUUUGAAGAUCUUCCUUCAGGAGCCAGUGGCACGCACGCUAACCACAAUCCAAAUCGUCAAGAUUCAGCUCCAGCUCGCCCAAGCACUUGGCCAUCUGCACAGUCAUGGUGUCAUCCACAAGGAUAUUGCGGCGCGGAAUUGCGUAAUCGACGAUCAGUUGCGAGUGAAGCUGGCCGAUAACUCUCUAUCGCGUGACCUCUUCCCUGGUGACUACUACUGCCUGGGGGAUAGUGAGAACCGACCAAUCAAGUGGCUUGCGCUCGAAUCGAUCCAGUUCAAACAGUUCAGCGAAGCGUCCGACACGUGGGCAUUUGGUGUUCUCAUGUGGGAAUUGUGCACACUCGCCCGACAACCCUAUGCUGAGGUUGAUCCGUUCGAGAUGGAGCACUAUCUGCGCGAUGGUUACCGGUUAUCGCAGCCCAUCAACUGUCCAGAUGAGCUGUUCGCAAUAAUGGCCUACUGCUGGACGAUGCUACCGAUGGAGCGACCAUCGUUCGAGCAGCUCCAAAUCUGUCUGCAGGACUUUUACGCCCAGCUGACACGCUACGUCUAGGGAUUACCGAGUCCCGGCCAACGGUUCUACAUGUUUCCUACGCCCCGGGCACUAUCGUUAAGCUUUAGAUUUAGAGUGAAAAACCGAUCCCCCGCGUCCGCCCCAGUGCCCGC
Anopheles maculipalpis is the source of this 1757-nucleotide messenger RNA. RefSeq names its product tyrosine-protein kinase Dnt (gene dnt). Lineage: Eukaryota; Metazoa; Arthropoda; Insecta; Diptera; Culicidae. Gene Ontology annotation, biological process: positive regulation of kinase activity; protein phosphorylation; multicellular organism development. Gene Ontology annotation, molecular function: ATP binding; protein kinase activity. Gene Ontology annotation, cellular component: signaling receptor complex. The transcript has 6 exons. The coding region runs from base 4 to 1644 and encodes 546 amino acids. The record is from RefSeq and is a predicted model, not a curated record.